Messenger RNA from Cydia fagiglandana, 1226 nucleotides. RefSeq lists its product as uncharacterized. The record is from RefSeq and is a predicted model, not a curated record. Bases 15 to 1226 code for a protein of 403 amino acids. Gene Ontology annotation, molecular function: nucleic acid binding. The transcript has 2 exons. Lineage: Eukaryota; Metazoa; Arthropoda; Insecta; Lepidoptera; Tortricidae.
AGAAAGUGUCUACUAUGACAGGUGCAAGCAUUCGUACACUACGCACAAUUAAAAAAGAGGGUUCUAUUAACCAAGGCCAAUGGAAUACGCCAGGGAAAAAACGACCCCGGCCACCAACUGUGUCAAAUUUAGACAAUUUUGAUGUGUCAGCCAUCCGUAAUAAAAUUAAUGAGUUUUAUUGCGUCAAAAAGCAGGUACCUACUCUAAGAGCCUUACAUGCGGAUUUGAAAGAAUCUAUAGGAUUCUCAGGAUGUUGUGAAACACUGAGGAAAAUACUACACGAGAACGGAUUUGAGUUUAAAAAAAAUAAAGAAGAGCGCUCCAUCCUCAUGGAAAAGUUUGAAAUAUCUGGGUGGAGGCAAAGGUUUCUUAGAGCUAUACAUAAAAAACGGGAAGAAGGAAAAAAUAUUGUGUAUCUUGAUGAGACAUAUGUCCAUCAAAAUUACAGACCGAAGAAGUCAUGGCAAGGGCCUUCAACUUCCGGUUUAGUUGAAAAAAUUUCCUCGGGUAAGCGGCAUAUUAUAGUGCAUGCUGGAUCAGAGCAAGGAUUUGUGCCCAAUGCUUUGCUUGUUUUUAGCACAAAAUCCAAAGCAGCUGACUAUCAUGAUGACAUGAACAGUUCUAAUUUUUUAAAGUGGCUACGAGAAAUGUUAAUCCCAAAUUUGACUGAGCCCAGUGUAAUUGUUAUGGACAAUGCCAGUUACCAUGUAACACAAAUAAAUAAGCCUCCAACCAUGCACAGCUUAAAGGCUGAUAUUCAAAAAUGGCUAAGGGAAAAUAAUAUCCCAUAUGAAGAGUGUUUCAAAAAGGAGGAAUUGAUGUGCUUCGUUGAGGAAAAUAAAAUUGGUCCCAUAUAUGCAGCAGAGGAGUUAUUGAAGCAGCAUGGGCAUGAGGUCCUUAAAUUGCCUCCAUACCAUUGCGAUCUAAACGCUAUUGAGUUGAUAUGGAGCCUCACAAAGCGAAAAAUAGCCAGCAGAAAUGUGGGGCUACCGGGUUCAGAUACGGAAAACUUGAUCCGAGAAUGUUUUGCAAUGAUUACCCCGGAAGAUUGGAAAAAAAGUACAGACCAUGUAAUAAAUGUGGAACGAAAAUACAAGUCUAAGGACAACAUUACAGACACUGAACUAGCUCCAUUCAUAAUAGAAGUUCGGGAAAGUGACAAUGACAGUGAUAGUUCUCCGUCAGGAAUUGAAUUUCUUGAAUCCGAUUUCGAUUAUGAUUCUUAA